AUGAAUCCAUGGCUUACACGUGAGUACUUAAAACGUUUUUAUAAAGGCGGGUCAUUUUAAUUUUCUAUGGGCGGGCCAUUUUAAAAAUUUUUGUAGUUUUUUUAAAAAUAUUUUUCGGGCGUGGUAGUUUUUUAUUUUUUUUUAUUUUUACACCAUGGUAAAUUUAAAAAUUUUUUUUUUAAUUUCAGAAACCGAAAAAUGGACGGUCAUAGCUUCAUAUUGUAUGUCAUCGGUUGUAUUUGCCACGGUUUUAAUGACACUCUGUGCUGGCAACAGAAAGACGAGACCGACUAAAAGUACAAGUCACAGCGGUUCUAAUGAUGGGGUUAGUUUUUUAUAAAAGGGGUAGGGCUAAAACUAAGUCUAAGGCAAAAGCUAAGGCUAUGACUGAGGCUAAGGCGAAUGCUAAGGCUAAGACCGAGGCUAAGGCUACGGCUAAGACAAAGGCUAAUACGAAGGCUAAGGCUAAAGCUAAGGCUAAGACCAGCGCUAGAACUUGUGCUUGAACAGGGGCCAGAGCUGGGGCUAUGUUUUAUAAUACUUCAUAUCAUUUUAGAAAUCAAAAGCAUCUACUCAAAGCAAGAAGCGAUCGUCAGCCAAAAAGCAUCCAGAAAAAGUGACAAGUUCUCAAAAAAGAGUGUCAAAAGGUUCAACGAAAAAGCCAGAAAAAGAAUCAAAAUCAGCCGAAAAACAAUCAGCUCCGAAAGAGGACAAAGAAGCACUAGAAAAAGAACAAGCACAGAAAGAUGUUCCGGCCGAAUUUACUCCACCAGCGUAUGGGUUUUUUAUCCAAUAUAGCACAAAUAGUACUAUUAGUGUAGUAUGUUCCACUAUAGUACUAAUGGUACUAGUUAUAAAGCAUUAUCCAAUAUAGUACUGAUAGUACUAAAAUUACUACAAAUGGUAAAUAAGUGGUACUGAUGGUAGUAAACUUGAGCUUUUUUGAAAAUUUGUAUCUUGAAACUAGGCCAUUUCUAGUGGAACUUCAGCGACAGGAGAGAAGUCCAAGUCGAUGGACGCCAAAACUAAUAUAAGUGUUGACAAAGAGAAUAAGACCAAGACCAAUAUGGACGGAAUUCCAUCAAUCGACGCCGAAGGUGGAAAUACAGGAGAGAACACGCUGGAAGUGAGGCGAGAAGCUGCUGCUCUUAAGCCUAAGGCUACAGUACUACUCGGGAAGCCCUCAAGUAAGCGUGCGAAGGCAAAUGACCUACCAACAAUGGACGAUGUUGCUUCAGAUUGGGACUCAGGAAAGGGGAAGGCUAAAACAAAGGUAAGAUUUUGAGUUUUUUAGGCUUUAACAUUAGGUUUUAGGCUUAUUUUUAUUGUUUCUAGGCACACAAAUUUUCUUAGCCCUAAAGCAGCUUGUUUUAUGUUAUCUUAGCCUUCAAUCAGCUUAUUUUAUGAUGCCUUACUCUUUAAAAAAACUUAUUUUAUAUUACCAUAGCUCUAACUAACCUUAUUCUAGGACACAUCAAAAAGGAAAAAACAAAAACUAACAAAAGGAACAAUCCAACAUACAAAUAAUACCCAAAAUCAAGAUGAAGAACAAAAAGAAGUGACAGCAGCCACUCCGAAGAAUGAAUCAGGGAAAGAAGGAAGUGGAUCACAACCAAAGCACAGUGACAGGAAAGACAAGAAUAGCUAG
Messenger RNA from Bursaphelenchus okinawaensis, 1648 nucleotides. The record is from the annotation of a GenBank genome assembly. Lineage: Eukaryota; Metazoa; Nematoda; Chromadorea; Rhabditida; Aphelenchoididae.